UUUGACUGUUGACUCUGCGAAGAGCGAAAAAAAAACCCAGUGGUGGGGGAUGGAUUUGCAAUCAACGAUUAAUUCCCAUCCACCACUCGUUUGCGCAUCUCCGGCCUCGCGGAGUACAAGGAGGAAGCAUAACUCGUCCACAAACAAGACAAGGCCUCUCGUAUCGUUUCCGCACUCAUACCUAGACGAACGGCUUGUGUCCUCGCAUCUCUCUCGCACCCCGCUGCGUUGCGACUCAUACUUCUUAUCGUCAACUUGUUGCAUAUCGCGACGUAUCCACGCAUUGCCCCGCCAUCUUCGAUAUCCCACCUCCCCUCCUUUCCCUCCCACUCUUCCUCUCUCCUUCAAUCUCUCUACGCUCUCGACACUCUGAACAGAAAUCCUCCAAGAUGAGCGCAAUACUCUCCGCAGACGACCUCAACGACUUCAUAAGUCCAGGCGUCGCCUGCAUAAAACCAAUCGAAACCCUCCCCUCCGCCCCCCCUCCACCACCCCUCGACGCCUCCCUCGAACACGAAGUCAUCCUCGACGGCCAACCAAAUUCCACCGCAGCAAGCAAUGCGCCCCCCGCCGAAAUCUCCCUCACAGACUGCCUCGCCUGCUCGGGCUGCGUCACCUCCGCCGAAGCCGUCCUCGUGAGCAUGCAAUCCCACACCGAAGUCCUCAACACCCUCGACUUCGGCCCGUCCCUCCGCAUCGUCGGCCCGGACCCGACCACGGGCGAGUUCCACGUCCAGGGGCUCGAAGACGAGAGCAGAAUGCUUUUUGUGGCGAGCGUCUCGCCACAGACGAGGGCGAGUCUGGCUGCUGCUGCUGGCGACGGCACGACGGAACGGCAGGCUGGGUAUAUGCUGGACGCGCUCUUCAGCAGCGACGCGGGGCUCGCGAGCGGCGGGAAGCAUGGGAACGGGUUCACGUGGGUGCUGGAUACCAACGUUGCGCGCGAGGCGUGUCUUGUUCUCGGGGCUGAUGAGGUUCUGGGCGGUGGCGGUAGCUCAGCAGCAGCAGGCGCUUCACCGUCACCGUCACCGUCAACCCCCGCGACAAAGCCGAUCCUCACAUCAUCGUGUCCCGGGUGGGUGUGCUACGCCGAAAAGACGCACCCCUACGUCCUCCCGCACCUGUCGCGCGUGAAAUCGCCCCAGGCGCUCAUGGGCACCCUCCUCAAGACGACGCUGAGUAAGAAGCUCGGGAUCCCGCCCAGCAGGAUCUGGCACCUGGCCGUCAUGCCGUGCUUCGACAAGAAGCUCGAGGCCAGUCGCGAGGAGCUCACGGAUUCGGUGUGGGGUCCCGACGGAGACGGGAAACCCGGCAGAGGGGUCCGCGACGUGGACUGCGUUAUCACGAGCAAAGAGGUCCUCAUGCUGGCCGAGUCAAGGGGGUUCAAUUUCUUUAAUCUACCGCGGGCUAAGCCAUCCGCCGCCGGUGUCCAACGGACGCCGUUCCCGGACACGAGGCUAGACAAGUUCCUCUUCCCGGCCCACGGAGCCCACCGCUCGUCUGUGGCCGCCGGCUCCUCCGGCGGCAACCUCUACUUCACUCUACAGACCGUGGCCUCCAAGCACCCCAACUCCCAGAUCCAAAUCAUCCGCGGCCGUAACGCCGACGUCGUCGAGUUCAUCGUCGCUUCCGCCACCGGCGACCCCAUCUUCAAGGCCGCGCGGUACUACGGCUUCCGCAACAUCCAGAACCUGGUUCGCAAGCUGAAGCCAGCGCGACCGUCCCGUAUGCCCGGAGGCAAGGCGUUCGGCGCCGCCAGGAGGCCCACGGGAAAGUCCGCCGGGCUCGAGUAUGCCUACGUCGAGGUCAUGGCGUGCCCCGGCGGCUGCACCAACGGCGGCGGGCAAAUCAAGGUCGACGACCCGAUCGUCGUCGAGCGCAAGGGCUACGAGAGCAAGCCGGGCCCGCUCGAGCAGAAGGAUUUCCUGGCCGAGGUCGACGAGGCCUACUUUUCAGCAGAGGACUCUGACGGCGAGGAGAGCAAUGGUAUUGCUCAAAAUGGUAACGGUCUGCAAGAAGCAGACGACGUUGUUGACGGAAUUUCGCCUUCUUACAUUCGAGAUACCCUAGCGCAUUGGGCGGAUUGCACUGGCAUAGACUUGGGUAGACUGGCCCUCACCACGUAUCGCGAGGUGGUCAGCGACGUGGGCAAGGACAAGGCUAGCGACACGGAGCGCGUCGUUCAGCUGGCGGGCAAGAUUGGCGGAGGCUGGUAGUCUUUUUUUGCUUAUUUCUUCUUUCCCUCGUUUG
Molecule: messenger RNA, 2250 nt
Organism: Colletotrichum acutatum
Lineage: Eukaryota; Fungi; Ascomycota; Sordariomycetes; Glomerellales; Glomerellaceae
Product: cytosolic Fe-S cluster assembly factor NAR1
Exons: 1
Coding region: 390-2216 (608 amino acids)
Biological process (GO): iron-sulfur cluster assembly
Cellular component (GO): cytosolic [4Fe-4S] assembly targeting complex
Source: RefSeq, a predicted model, not a curated record